AUGCCCUUCCUGUUCUAUCGAUACGGCGCCGCUAUCCGCGCGCGCUGCCACUAUGCCACCGAGUCUGACGCGUUCAUGGAGGCACUGUUCGGCAAGAUGAGCCAUUCCAACCCGCAGGACUCGAAAGAGGAGCCAUUGACGGCGAAGGCGAGGAGACCGGGCAGGAAUCCGAACAGCGCCAAUAGGUAA
Aspergillus melleus is the source of this 189-nucleotide messenger RNA. RefSeq lists its product as uncharacterized. NCBI's taxonomy places the organism in Eukaryota, Fungi, Ascomycota, Eurotiomycetes, Eurotiales, Aspergillaceae. Bases 1 to 189 code for a protein of 62 amino acids. The transcript has a single exon. The record is from RefSeq and is a predicted model, not a curated record.